ACGCACACAUUUGCACCGGUAAAGCAAAAAAUCGAACUGCGUCAAGAUUUUCUUCCAGCAUUUCCAAGUCGGUGCAUUUAAUCCCGAAAAUCGGUGAAAAAGUGAUCGUUUUCCAGUGAAAAUUGUCAUCGACUGUGCAACCGAGUGCCGCGAAUCAGUAAAAACCAAAAUAAUUCUGUUCACGUUGCGUGUCCUUCCGUAAAGAUGUUUACAAAAGUGCUCAAAAGUUCUGCUACGAAGGAUUGAUUCUUUUCGCUUUCGCCUCUGCCCCCUUCCGUUUAGGGACGGCUGCCGCGGGCUAUGGUUUCGGUGUGUGGGUAGUUUUCCCGAAGAAGUAGUCGCAGUUUGUAUACACAACAUAGUUUGAAACUCUUUCGACCAACCACCAACUGGAAUAAUGUUUAUGAGCUUUUCUAGAUUGAAUGUUUUAGUUCGUAGUACAACAGUGCAGGUGAAGAAACAGAGUAAUGAAAGUGCUCGUCGAUGAUUAUUGUCGCAAUGGAUUGUUGUCCGUGAAAACAGGGUUAUCCCGUCAGUUGUCAUUAUUGUCCCAUUACGAGUAUCGCCACACUUUCCAGGACGAUGAGUGUGAACGAUGAGAGUGGAUCGGCGAACGAAUCUGUGGCUAGCGCUUCCGCUGGAAUAACUUCGGCAGCAGAAACAGCAGCGGCGACGGCGGCGGCCCUAGGAUCAGCCACAGCUGUCAGCGCCCUGGAAAAUCUCAAAAUACGUGACGAUCUAUUCAAAGGUGUCAAGUGCUUCAUUACCGGAACAUUAGAUUCGAAGAUCUCUAAAUUGCUUGAAGAUGGCGGAGCAUCAAUCUCUUCGUAUAUGGAUUUUAUUACGCAUGUCGUGUGUGGACCCAAUUAUGAUGAAAACGACAUAGCUCAAGCGGCUGAGUUGUACGACGUUCCAUCUGUUACAGAAGAGUGGGUUUUAGCAUCGAUACGUCUCGGUCGGCCGGUGUCUACUAAGGCAUACUUCCCGCUCAAGUCGGCUUUGUUUAGCAAUAUCACAUUUGCUGCUACUCAGCUGGACAAUCGGGAUUUGAAGAAACUGUACGCAAUUAUCACCUUUCACGGUGGAAACGUAAGAAAUCUAUUUAACAAACACACCACACACCUAAUUAGUGGAAAUACAAAGGGUUCAAUCUACGCUAAAGCUAGUAGCGUCGGAGGGGUAGUAAUUGUUACACCCGAUUGGGUUAUUGAGUGUCUGAAAGCGAAGACCCUCGUUGCUCACGAACCCUAUCAUCCCCGAUUGGUAAUUACGCCUAGAAUAUUUAAGCAAGUGCAGCGCCCCACAACUCCCGCACAAAAGGUGGAACCAGAAAAGGCUCUAUCCAAUAUAAUUGGAUUUGAUUUCGAAGAAAAUAUUGCUAAGACAGAAGUACCAACUAGCGGCAACACUAAGAAGGAAGAGGAAAUACCAGUGACACAAGGACUCUCCGUGAACACUGAACAACAGAGAGCACCAAUAACCCCAGUCUCAACAGCACCAGUACAGCAGCUAGUUCCACAGGCAGCGCAACCUCAUCAACCCCAACUGCAAUCAUCACAGCAGCAAGCCUUACAAAACAGUCAGAAUCCACAGCAAAAUACCGGGCCAAGACUGAUUAGGCCACCGAACGCUCAGCAAGCCCAAUUUCAACAACAGGUGCAACAACAUACAUUGCAGCAGUCAACACAGAAUUCAAAUAGACCUACCGGCCCUGUCAACCAGGUAGUGCAACAGCAGCAGAUUAUAAUCCAAAAUACACAGAUAUCUCAACAGCAACAACAACAAAUACAGUUUCAGCAGCAACAGCCUCAGUUACAAACUGUUCAGCAUCAGUUCCAGAAGAUCACAAUGCAACAAAAUCAAAAUAACCAGCAGCAACAACAACAGCCAAUGCAGCAAGUUCAACUACAACAGCAGCCUCAACAAGCUCCGCAGCAGUCACAACAGCAACAAAUGCCGCAACAACUUCAGCAGUCGCAACUUCCACAACAACAUCAGCAGCAGCUUUCGCAGCAACAACAACAACAACAGCCAUCCAUACAAGGACAAAGUAUUGUAUUACAACAGACCAUUCAUCAGCAACAACCACAACAAUUGCAGCAGCAACAGCAGUUACAGUCACAAAAUCAAUCACCCAUGCAAGCCUCAAUUCAGCAAAUGCAAAUUCAACAACAACAUCUGCAGCAGCAACAAAUACAGCAGCAGCAAAUGCAAAUCCAACAACAGCAGCAUCAGCAGCAGCAUCAGCAGCAACAGCAGCAUCAACAGCAACUUCAAAAUGUACAACUUCAACAACAACAGCAAAAUCAGCAAAUACAACAGAUCCAACAACAAGUUCUGCAACAACCCAAUCAGGUUCAGUUGCAACAACAGAAUAUACAACAACAAACACUAAAACAACAAGUGCAGCAUAAUGUGAAUCAAAUUCAGCAGAAAAUGGCACAACAACAAUUGCUGCAGCAACAACAAAAGCAAAUGCAGCAACAACAGCAACAACAGAUCUUACAAUCCCAGCAACAACAGCAACAGAUUCUGCAAUCUCAACAACAACAGCAACAAGUGCUUCAACAGCAAUCUGUGCAAUCCCAACAGCAGUUGAUUCAGCAGAAUCAAAUGUCUAUGCAACAAGGUCAACCAAGUCAACAAAUAAUACAACAGGUUAUUCAGCAACAGCAACCGGGUCAAUCAAAGCAGAACAUUCAGGUUGUUUUCAAGGGAGGCCAAAAUCUUCAGCAGCAACAACAAACGCAACAGCAACAGCAAAUUCAACAAAUUAUGUCAAAUCUCACCGCCGGGGUAGAAGGGCCGAAUGUACCACAACAAAUUCAACAGCAAAAGAUAAUUCGCCAGAUUACUAUUAACCAAGGCCCCCCUACCAGUGUGCAACAACAAUCCCAGCAACAGCAGCAACAACAAAUGCAAAUUGGACAGCAACAGUUACAGAUCAGUCAGCAAUCAAUACAGCAGAUAUCAGGACAACAAUCUGGGCAAGGUCAGCAACAGCAGCAGCCAGUAAUGAUACAAAGAACACUGUCACAACAGCAGAUUACUCAGUCAGGUCAACCAGGGGGCCAAGGAGGACAGAUGAUACAACAGAUCCCAGGUGGACUUGGUCAGCAACCGAAGAUAAUUCAACAAACCAUUAUCCAUCCUUCAACCUCCGCCAACUAUCAAACUAUCACAAAACAGUUGAUAGUAGGUCAACCUCCGAAUCAACAACAACAACAGCAGCAGCCACAAUCGCAACAACAGAUUCUACAGGCACCACAAAUGCAAAAGCCUAUAGGUCCUGGAUUACAGCCCGGCCAGCAACCACAACAGCAGCAAAUUGUACAACGUAUUGUACAGCAACAGGUCCUGCAGGGACCACCUACAAGUGGACAAUCUGGACCACAACCCCAGAAUAUUGUCAUUAUCAAUCAAGGUGGAAAUCAGCAGCAGAUAAUAACAUCUUCCUCUGGGCCUCUUCCUGGAAAAAUGCAAGCCAUGACACAACAACAACGGUUACAAUACAUGCAGAAUUUUCAACAGAAACAACAGCAACAACAACAACAACAGGGACAACAAAUAAUUGUUAGUGGGGCCGGACCGGUUCCUGGUCAACCGCAAACGCAGCAAAUUCUUCAACAAUCAGUUCAAUCGGGACCAGGGAUAGGACAAAAUAUUGUUCAAAUUCAACAACGAUCCUUACAACAACCGCCCAUGCCAGGUUCGCAGCUGCAGCAGCAGCAACAGCAACAAAUUAUGACUUCAGUGGGACCCGGAAUGAUGACUACUACACAACAAGUGCAACAGCAGCAGCAACAACAAACAAUUGUAGUCCAACAACAGCAAAUGGCACCCAACCAACAGCAAACCAUUAUUCAACAGCAGAUACUGUCCCAACAGCAGCAGCAACCGCCUCAACAACAACAGUUAAUUAUUCAGCAGCCACUUCAAGGUGGGCAACCUGGCCAGCCACAGCAGCAGAUCAUCCAACAGACAUUAUCAACCAGUGGAGGAACAGUUCAUCAAUUGUUACAACAGUCGGGCCAACAAUCAAGUCAAAGUAUGGUGGUGCAACAACAGCUUGUGAGCCAAGGAACUCCACAAACGCCUCAAUCCAUGGAAGGGGGUCAAAUUCUGCAGCAAACAGGUCCAAAUGGUGAAAUCAUUCAGCAACAGCUGAUUUCCGGGCAAUCCACCGGGCAAGUUCAACAACAGCAAUGGACACCUCAGAGCCCUAUUCAACAAUCGAACCAAACUAAUCAAUCUCCCGUUCAACAGUUUUCUCAGCCGCCUCAAGGAAUCCCUCCUGGAGCUACGAUUAUUCAGCAAACGAUUGUUCCGCCGGGAGCUGCGGUUCCAGGUCAAAUACCUGGCCAACCGGGUGGACCUCCACAGUUUGUACGAUCUACUCUAAGACCACAGGUUCAAAGGCAGAUGAUUCAACUAGACCCGCAAACUCAUGCUACUUUGCAAAAAUUGGAUCCGGCGAGCCGUCAGGAAUAUUUUGAUCGUUUGCAUGCAAAGCAACGACAAAUGUUGAGGCAACAGCAAUCAGCUUCUUUCCAGGCACGGCCAGGACAUCCGGGAGCUCAGCCUGGAAUCCGUCAACAGCAAAUUAUAUACAGAGGUCCGAUGCCUCCAGGGCUUAAUCAACAACAACAAAUGCAAUGGAUUCAACAACAAACAGCUCGUCAAGGAACAGUUCGCCCGGGAGCACCGGGACUUAGUCCGAUAACUCAACAAAACGUGGUUCCUCCAGGAAGCCCUAUGAAUCAGUUUCCGGUGGAUCCAAAUGUUUCUCCUCAACAGCAACAACGGAUCCAACUUGAGCGCCAGCAACAACAACACAGACUCAUUCAAAUGCAGCUUCAACGUGAGCAAGCCCAGAAAGGCAUUCCGGGCCAAACUCAACCAGGACAAGCGAUUUCUCCUCGCGGUGCAGGUGCAUUUCCUUCAGACAUGAUCGGUGACGGCACAGCAACUAUUGUUCAGCAAACUAUUGUAGGACCACCAGGUGGUAGUCAACCACAGGAUCCAAAUGUUCCUCCUGGAACGCAACAGAUGAAGAAUCAAACUAAAACUGCUCUUGCGAAUAUGUUAAGUAAUCGGCUUGGAGCUAACGGAAGUGUAGUUCCUAAUAUCCCUGAGGUAGCUACAGCAGCCGAACCGUCUGCUGCAGGCACACUUCGGAUGAUGACUGCUCAACAUAAUGCUGCUUUGCAACAAACCAUGACCCCCCGUUCCCCACAAGAAUUGCUGGCAUUGCAACAACAGCAACAACGUCGUACGCUUGGAAACAUCACCAAUUCCGGGGCUCCUGUCGGUGCAGUAGUGAAUCAAAUUGUACAACAAGUUCCUCCGGGAACAACGGGAAUUCCCCAAUCUUCUUCCACCAUGAAGGGUACACCGCCGUUUAGCCCCGGUCGAGCUCCGCUGCCAAGGCCACAAUAUUACGGACACAAUCCAAACCUUAAAUUGCAUCCGGAACUAUUCUUACUGGGUUGUACUUUCUUCAUCAUUGAGUAUGAUGAAACGCAUAAAAAUGACAUCGAUGACUGGAAAACUAUCAUCAGGAAGCAUGGUGGCGAAAUAGAGCAGUACUAUAGUCCCAAAGUUACUCAUGUUCUUUGUCGAACGCAACGUCACGGUGUUGUCAUGCAAGCUAUUCGCGAUUCCAAGCGAUGCAUCACUAGUUACUGGUUGAACGACAUUGUACUACAGAAGCAGUUGUUGCCACCAUGGCAAGCCUUACACCUUCCGACACCUUCCAUUUUUGGCAACCAGAAACCGGCCACCAAACACAACAUGUCUAUCACAGGCUUCGAAGGCGACGAACGUCUCCGUAUUAAGCAGAUGAUCGAGGAAUCAGGUGCAAAGAUGACGCCGUAUUUCAGCAAAUCAAAUACGGUGCUUGUUUGCAAAAGGAUCGACAACCAGAAGUAUAAGUACGCCAAAGAUUGGAACAUCCCGACGGUAAAUACAGUUUGGCUGAGCGAUAUCCUGCUGGGCAAUCUGAGUGCGAUGCAACAGUGUGAUGGUCCAAAAUAUCAGCAGUUUAAUUUGAAUUCACCAUUCCGGAUCGAUUACAACUUGGUGAUGCAUUUAAUGACUGCUUGGAAAUCACCAAUCAAUCUAACUCCGGAAUCUCACGAACGAGUAAAACGUAGUCUCUCCGAACCACCCCAGCCGGCAACGACGGUGAAAAAAAUGCGAACACUGCCUCCAUUGGAACCCGUUCCGGUCGAGAUUAUGUGCCAAAGGCAACCAGACGCUGAUAGUAUACCAAACAUUCUAUUCUCUCAAAUCGAUAACACCGAAGGAUUAACGAGGGCUGUCAUGACACUCGGAGGACGCAUAGCCAGUGGCUCGGCAGAUGCAACACAUUUGGUAAUGACGCGGGUAGCGCGAACGGUCAAAUUGAUAACCGCGCUGGUCACGGUUCGAUAUCUUCUUUCAAGCAAGUGGAUUACAGACAGCGCAAUGGCGGGAUACUUCCUACCAACUGAGUCGUAUAAAUUAGAUGUAAAAGAGUUGAAUGAGCUGUUCAAGUGCGAUCUGUACAAAGUGCUGGAGUCGCCAAAUCGUAACAAAUUGUUCGAUGGUAAGAUAUUCUUCAUUACACCUCAGGUGAAACCAUCCAGCAAGGAUGUAAAACAAAUGAUCGAACUCAGCGGUGGAGUGGUGGAAAAGAAUCCUCGUUCGGUGAAGAAAAUUCGGGAAACAAAUUUGGACAAACCGGGCACUUAUGUAAUUAUUGGCUGCCCAGAGGAUCGGAUCUUCAUUCAACCGUUCAUACAAAAGGGCAAACACGGUGCAUGUCAGAUCUGUACAACCGAGUAUGUAAUGCAAUCGAUUCUAUCACAAAAGCUGACCAUUGAACCGCAUAUUAUCAAGUGGGAACUCAGUUCGUAAGGGUAUGUACAGUCGCGUGGCAAUAGACAAUGUGUGAAAAUACCAUUGAGAUGCGCUAUUGAAUAGUGGGCAACGAUGGCUUAGAGUGUAUUACUAUAUAAGUUACAGAUCUUGGAAAUCAUGAAAGCUAUAUACUUUAAAUUAGUGAGGUUACGCGGAAGAUUAUUUAUAGUCACUAUAUCGUGCGGAUAUAUUUUAAGGGACGCUAAACUUAUGUGUAUAAAAAUGACAGAAAUAUGAUUAUAAUCAGUAGAGCAAAAUCAACGCAGGUUCGAGAUAAUGCUUUCGAUCGAAGUUUUGAAAUAAAUAUACAUGGUUGGUAUGACCGUAGAACUCACGAGUGCAUUUUAAUAUCCCCGUAUAAGAGUACGUACAAUACGAACUACACAGAUUAAGUAUACAUUGGAAAGAAUACCCCCAAGUCAGAUAUAUAUUAAGAAUUUGAUAAAACUGAGUUAGAGAAUAGAAAUAAAUAAAAUAUAGAGAUAUGACGCAAAUUUAUAAAUCCAGA
Armigeres subalbatus is the source of this 7411-nucleotide messenger RNA. Its product is annotated as PAX-interacting protein 1-like. The transcript is spliced from 7 exons. Lineage: Eukaryota; Metazoa; Arthropoda; Insecta; Diptera; Culicidae. The record is from RefSeq and is a predicted model, not a curated record. The coding region runs from base 583 to 6900 and encodes 2105 amino acids.